CCGGCCCCGAGCAGCCCCCGCGCCGCCGCCGCCGCCGCCCCGCGCCUGCCCGCCCCGCCGCUGGAUGCCGGCGGCCGGCGGCCGAGCUCGCACAGGCGGAGGGCGGCACGGGCGGCGGCGGCGGCGGAGGCGCGGGCGGCCGGCGGCACAGCGGCGGGAGCGCGGGCCCGAGCGCUAGCGCCGGCCAUGCCCGGCCCCGGCGGCCUCCCCGACGGCGGCGGGGGUGCGGGCGCGCCGGGGACGGCGGCCGUCGGGGACCCCAGCCCGGACCCUGCGCCCGCGCCCGAGCCCGACGACGCGACCGCGGCGCUCCGCCUCGCGCUAGACCAGCUGUCGGCGCUGGGGCUGGGGGCCGCGGGCAGCGCGGACGAGGAGAGCGCACCGUUUGGCGAGGAUGAAACAGUGGCGGGGUCGGAGCCUGCGCCCCCCGACGGGCCGGAGCCAGGCGUCCCUGCAGCGGGGGCUGUAGCCGAGGUCCCUGCCGCCUCGCCGGAGCCCGACGUGAGCCCCUCGCCGCCGCCGCCGCCGCCCCCCAGGCCAUCGCCGCCCGACGUGUUCGCCGGCUUCGCGCCCCACCCCGCGGCGCUGGGCCCCCCGACGCUUCUGGCAGACCAGAUGUGCGUGAUCGGCAGCCGCAAGAAGAGCGUGAACAUGACCGAGUGCGUGCCCGUGCCCAGCUCGGAGCAUGUUGCGGAGAUCGUGGGGCGCCAGGGGUGUAAAAUCAAAGCGCUGCGCGCCAAGACCAACACCUACAUCAAGACGCCAGUGCGCGGCGAGGAGCCCGUGUUCAUCGUCACGGGCCGCAAGGAGGAUGUGGACAUGGCCAAACGGGAGAUCCUGUCAGCCGCCGAGCACUUCUCCCUGAUCCGGGCCACUCGCGGCAAGGCAGGUUGCCCGCCAGGUGCCGCCCCAGGCCCGCCCAACCUGCCAGGCCAGACCACCAUCCAGGUGCGCGUGCCCUACCGCGUGGUGGGGCUGGUGGUGGGGCCCAAGGGUGCCACCAUCAAGCGAAUCCAGCAGCGGACGCACACGUACAUCGUGACACCGGGGCGCGACAAGGAGCCGGUGUUCGCUGUGACUGGCAUGCCGGAGAACGUGGACCGCGCGCGGGAGGAGAUCGAGGCGCACAUCACACUGCGCACGGGCGCUUUCCCCGACGCGGGCCCCGACAGUGACUUCCACGCCAACGGCACCGACGUGUGCCUGGACCUGCUGGGCGCAGCCGCCAGCCUCUGGACCAAGGCACCGCACCCUGCACGGCGACCGCCCGCAGCCCCCUCCAGCCUCCGCAGCGACAGCGCCCUGGGCGCGCCCGGCGGCCCCGAAGCCUUCUACGCCAGCAGCCGCGGAGGACCACCCGGGCCGGACCCAGGCCCUGCCAGCCCCUAUGGCGGCAGCGGAGGAACUAGCAGCAGCUCCGGCAACGGGACCUUCACCUUCGGAGGGGACGGCCCCGGGGCGCCCACAGGGACAGCCGCCCCCGACGACGGGGACUUUGGCUUUGACUUCCUGGCGCUGGACUUGACGGUACCCGCCGCUGCCACCAUCUGGGCCCCGUUCGAGCGGGCGGCACCCCUGCCGGCCUUUGGCACCUGCUGUGCCGUCAACGGGGCUCCUGCACCGGCCCCCGGGGGCGCCCGUCGCAGUAGCGGUGCUGGCAGCCCGCGCCACUCCCCUACGCUGCAGGAACCGGGCCUGGGCCUGGAGCUGCCCCUGACCCGGCGCCCCGCACCCGACCCGGUGGGCGCCCUGCCCUGGCGGGCUGCACCCCAAAGCUCCCUGCCCUUCCCUAGCGGUGGCAGCAGCAGCAGCAGCACUGGUGCUGGUGGCACCGGCUUCUCCGCAGCCCCCUCGCUGCCCACCAGCGCCCCGCUGGACUCCCCGGAGAGCAAGCCCAUCCCGACCACAGCCACCACCACCUCGUUGCCGUCAUCGGCAGCGACAGCCGUGGGCACGGCGGUUCCGGCCACAGUGUCUCCCGCGGCAGCGACCCCGGCCCGCGAGUGCGUGGUGUGCGCAGAGGGCGAGGUCAUGGCUGCGCUCGUGCCCUGCGGCCACAACCUCUUCUGUAUGGACUGCGCCAUGCGCAUCUGUGGCAAGAGCGCGCCCGAGUGCCCAGCCUGCCGCACGCCGGCCACACAGGCCAUUCAUAUCUUUUCGUAGCGCGGGAGGCUUGCGGGGCGGCGCGGCGGGGCAGAGG
This is a messenger RNA of Ochotona princeps (American pika), 2200 nucleotides long. RefSeq names its product mex-3 RNA binding family member D (gene MEX3D). Bases 187 to 2163 code for a protein of 658 amino acids. Gene Ontology annotation, molecular function: RNA binding. The record is from RefSeq and is a predicted model, not a curated record. Lineage: Eukaryota; Metazoa; Chordata; Mammalia; Lagomorpha; Ochotonidae. The transcript has 2 exons.